Molecule: messenger RNA, 1571 nt
Organism: Manihot esculenta (cassava)
Lineage: Eukaryota; Viridiplantae; Streptophyta; Magnoliopsida; Malpighiales; Euphorbiaceae
Product: mRNA-decapping enzyme subunit 2
Exons: 8
Coding region: 245-1219 (324 amino acids)
Biological process (GO): nuclear-transcribed mRNA catabolic process, nonsense-mediated decay; deadenylation-dependent decapping of nuclear-transcribed mRNA
Cellular component (GO): cytoplasm
Molecular function (GO): 5'-(N(7)-methylguanosine 5'-triphospho)-[mRNA] hydrolase activity; manganese ion binding; RNA binding
Source: RefSeq, a predicted model, not a curated record
GGCACACAACACAGAGCCCUCACAAAUGCGGUCGGUUACUCGGUUACCGUCUAGCUCCGGUUCAAGAAAGGCCUACACGGCCCACUAUAAGAUCACGGUUUCUGAGAGAUUUGAUCCCAAAAUUUUCCCAAGGAGCUCUUUCCCUUCUCUGCAUAAAUCCACCCACUGAAAGAGCUCCUUUCUCUUUUUCUUCUAUUUUAGUGUAUAAUAAAAUUUAGACUUUUUUAGGUUUUCCCCAAAAGCCAUGUCUGGUCUCAACCGAUCUUCCAGUACUCCGUUUAAGAACGGCGGCCUCCCUCCUCAAGAACUCCUUGACGAUCUCUGCAGUCGGUUUGUUUUGAAUGUGCCAAAAGAAGAUCAACAAUCAUUUGAGAGAAUUCUAUUCCUUGUGGAGUAUGCACAUUGGUUCUAUGAAGAUAAUUCGGUGGAAAAGAAUCCUUCACUGAAGUCAUUCACUCUGAAGGAGUUCACAUCCUUGAUGUUUAACAGUUGUGAUGUUUUGAGACCUUAUGUUGCUCACAUAGAUGACAUAUUUAAAGACUUCACUUCAUACAAGGUUCGAGUUCCUGUAACUGGGGCAAUCAUUUUGGAUGAAACCUUUGAACGGUGCCUGCUAGUGAAGGGUUGGAAAGGGACAAGUUGGAGUUUUCCGCGAGGCAAAAAGAACAAAGAUGAGGAAGACCAUGCAUGUGCCAUCCGAGAAGUUUUGGAGGAAACAGGUUUUGAUGUUUCAAAACUUCUCAACAAAGAAGAAUACAUUGAAGAAAUGUUUGGACAACAGAGGGUAAAGCUUUACAUAAUUGCUGGCGUGAAGGAUGAUACUGCUUUUGCACCACUUACAAAAAAGGAGAUAAGUGAAAUUGCAUGGCAACGGCUUGAUGAACUGCAGCCAGCAAGUGAUAAUGUAAUAUCUCGUGGCAUCACCGGCCUUAAGCUUUACAUGGUUGCACCAUUUUUAGAGUCCUUGAAAUUGUGGAUAUUAGAGCAUCAACCCCCAGUAGCUCCAAGGCUUGAUAUGCCAAUCAAAGGCAUGUGUGUUUGGAAAGCAAAGAACACUUCUAUCGGGAGCAGCACUAGCACAGCAGUAGUGGAGACCCAAUCAGCUAAGCCUGGAACUGAUGCUCAUCCUCCUGAUGCCGGCCCUGGCAAAAGCUUUAGAAAUUUUAGAUUUGACACUGCUGGAAUCCUGAGAGCAAUGGAAGCUGGGUUUUCUGCCUGACAGUUGAAAUUUGUAGCUCUUUGUAAAUGCUCUAUGCUUACAUAGAUGAGUUAGUAUUCUUCCUGUAUCACCAAGCAUCAGUAGUCACUUUCAUUUCAACUAGCUGUGCCAGAUGUAUAUCAUUUGUGUCGGUUUUUGGCGGUUGGGUUUAGUGUUGCAUCCUGUACAGAAGCCCUUCUGUAGCUUAGUGUGUCUUUAUCGAAUUGUCAUUGUAUAUUGAACUGAACUGGAUCCCCUUGCUCUUAAAAGCCAAGUGACUUUUUGUAGUUGUUCUCGUCUCGUCUCUGGGUUGAGAUUCUUGAUUGUGUUUAUGAGUACUACUUUCAUCAAUCUACAUAUUGUUGCAUCUUUA